This is a messenger RNA of Amoebophrya sp. A25, 1752 nucleotides long. Lineage: Eukaryota; Dinophyceae; Syndiniales; Amoebophryaceae. The record is from the annotation of a GenBank genome assembly.
CACUAGGACAUGAAAAGCCUACACCUAGCUGGGCCGUGGGUGGAUGGUGCCUGCGUGGUCGUAUCGGGACUGUGGCUCUCUUUUUGGACAGGAGGGAUGAUGACAGUGUUCAGAGUCGGGAAUUGUGAACGGCGAAAGUGGGGACUCUCGCACUCACUCCCAGUUGGCGCCCGUCAAGGUGAUCAGCAGCUACCAGGAUGAUCUCUAUAAUGAUGCUCCACCUUUUACUAGGCAUGACCUAGCUCUUUGUGCUGUGUAACUGAUUAGUCGCGAGCUGGAAGUUAUGAACUUGAAGAUUCAAACAAAAUCUACUAGAUGAUGAACGAUCAACGUUUACUGUUGGCAUGAGGGCACUAUUUCCAGGAGUUGCGUUUAUCAUUGAUAGGUGGCUUGAGUCCUUGUAUGGGAUACUAGCGAUUCUGAAGAUAGCGUUCCCAUUACACGAAGAAAGUGAUGAUGCUGCCGCGCGAAAGUUGCUGGGCAUACAUGUGCGUUCUGUUGGUGCUCUUUUCCCCUUGUCGCGGUAUUACUCGCCAGCAGGAGAAGGAGGCUGUGGUGGACUGAGACGGGGAGCCGAGCGAGGUCCAACCGACGGCCCUUAUCGAAGAGAAGACACUGAAGAAGACCGCCAUCUCAGGUAUAGCAGACAGCUAAAAUCUGACUUACCUUAGACUAUGAAGUUGAAGAUUCGUUGAUGGCGCUACGAAUCAAUUAGCAAGACAGCCCUGCUGGGCUUGUUGAGUCGAUGUUUGCGGUCCGUAAUGUAGCUGCAUAGGUCGCCCGAUUACCGUGAGACCCACUCAUUGUAGUAUCUUUUAUCCGCACCCAUAUCAAUCUAGAUGGCUUAGCCUCCGGCGGGAACCUUGGGCAAAAACGGGGGCCUUCCGGGGCAGGAUCGUCUCGUUCCACUGGGAAAACGCCGCGCCACCAUUUGCCGCCGAAGGCACAACAUUAAGCUUCCGAAAAAGAACAACUUCAACUCCUUAUCAAUCUUCACAGUUUUUUUCGCGGAUGAUCGUACUUAGUUGUUAGUUUAGUACCCUCUACGAUUUUCCUGAGGUAUUAACCCCACAGUCCCACAAGUUCAAAAUGCGGAUGGCGCCUCGCCGAGAGGAAAUCCGGCCGCAACAGCCGACACAACUAUCCAACUCAUACUGCGCCAGGGUUUCUCCAGCGACGUGAUACUGGAACAAGAAAUUUCCAGCCAGCGGACAGUAAGGGACGUGAAGGAGCUAGUAGUUCUGGACUUUUUGCAGCAGCCGGCCUAUGUCAAACUAGUGCACGGUAUCGAGGUGCUCGAAGACGACACGAUAUUACUAUCCACACUCGCGGGCAGCGGCCAGUCUUUGGAGUUGUCUGUAGUGCUGCAGGCUUCAUCCCCAGGUACUGAAGCGAAGUGCUUUGCUUUGGUUGACGAGAUGCUGGAAACAGCUAAAAAUUCGGUUUAACAGGAAUUAUUGAUAUUGUAUUAGCUAUUCGGUACGCAGACGCUGUCGUAAAAGUUACAACCCUUCAUCUUGGACAGCGUCAUGACUUCAUGAGUCAUAGGCUCGUUAGUGGUUGUUCUCAUUCUAUCCAAUCUUCUUGUUCACUCUUUUUAGUCACUGCUCCUCCUCACGAAGUUUAUGCUGGAUAAAAAAAGAAGCUGCUUGAUCUCAUAUUGAUCAUGUACGUGAUGGAACAAUGAAAUCUCUACCCCUCUGUCAUAUGACUGAAAAACUCAGGUGUAAAAACGUACCUCCGCCCGUUUGA